Molecule: messenger RNA, 2829 nt
Organism: Rhinichthys klamathensis goyatoka
Lineage: Eukaryota; Metazoa; Chordata; Actinopteri; Cypriniformes; Leuciscidae
Gene: stxbp1b
Product: syntaxin binding protein 1b
Exons: 20
Coding region: 71-1885 (604 amino acids)
Biological process (GO): intracellular protein transport; vesicle-mediated transport; neurotransmitter secretion
Cellular component (GO): plasma membrane; secretory granule
Molecular function (GO): syntaxin binding
Source: RefSeq, a predicted model, not a curated record
GCGCACUCCGAGUCCACAGUCUCCAGUCUCCAGACUCCAGUCCAGCAGGCAGAGGAUAGCAGGAGGCACGAUGACAUCUCUGGGACUCAAGGCGAUUGUCGGAGAAAAGAUUAUGAAUGAUGUCAUUAAGAAGGUGAAGAAGAAGGGAGAGUGGAAGGUUUUGGUGGUGGACAAGCUCAGCAUGAGAAUGAUCUCAUCAUGCUGUAAAAUGACAGACAUUAUGUCUGAGGGAAUCACAAUUGUUGAGGACAUAACCAAGCGCCGUGAGCCUCUUCCUACCAUGGAAGCCAUAUACCUCAUCACUCCAUCUGAUGAGUCAGUUGAGGGACUCAUCAAUGACUUCAGAGAUCCCCGUAAUCCCAUAUACAGAGGGGCACACGUGUUCUUCUCAGACACAAUCCCAGACACUAUGUUCAACUUGAUAAGUAAAUCCCGUGCCUCUAAAUCCAUAAAGACACUGACUGAGAUUAACAUCGCCUUCCUGCCAUAUGAAUCACAGGUGUUCUCAGUGGACAACUCAGAUGCCUUCCAGGAUUUCUACAGUCCGUUUAAAGCUGAUGUAAAGAACCAGGUGUUGGAGCGUUUAGCUGAGCAAAUAGCCACCCUGUGCUCCACACUGAAGGAGUACCCAGCUGUUAGAUACAGAGGAGAGUACAAAGACAAUGCAGUUCUGGCCCAGAUGCUUCAGGAUAAACUGGACGGUUUCAAAGCAGAUGACCCCACUUUGGGAGACGGACCUGAUAAAGCACGUUCCCAGCUAUUGAUUCUGGAUCGAGGUUUUGACCCAGUCUCACCAAUUCUACACGAGCUCACAUUUCAGGCCAUGGCUUAUGACCUGCUGCCCGUUGAGAAUGAUGUCUACAAGUACGAGACCAGUGGAAUGGGUGACACUCGUAUGAAAGAGGUGCUGUUGGAUGAAGAUGAUGACCUGUGGAUGACUCUGAGACAUAAACACAUAGCAGAGGUGUCAACGGCUGUGACUAAAUCACUUAAGGACUUCUCUGCAAGCAAAAAGAUGAACACAGGAGAGAAGACCACCAUGAAAGAGCUCUCCCAAAUGCUUAAAAAAAUGCCACAGUACCAGAAAGAGUUAAGCAAGUAUUCAACUCACCUGCACUUAGCAGAAGACUGUAUGAAGCAUUACCAGGGCUCAGUGGACAAACUGUGCCGUGUUGAGCAGGAUCUAGCUUUGGGCACAGAUGCGGAGGGUGAGAAGAUCAAAGACCCCAUGAGAGCCAUCGUACCCAUCCUACUGGAUGCCAACGUCACCAUCACGGACAAAAUCCGUAUCAUCCUGCUCUACAUCUUCCUCAAGAACGGUGUGUCAGAGGAGAAUCUGUGUAAGCUCCUCCAGCAUGCUCAGAUUCCUCCAGAGGACAGUGACAUCAUCUCUAAUAUGGCCCAUAUGGGGAUUCCCAUCAUUUCAGAGCAAACAACCACACGCAAAGGGAAGAAAUCUGACCGCAAGGAAAGAAUCAGUGAGCAAACGUACCAGCUCUCCCGAUGGACUCCGCAGGUUAAAGACAUCAUGGAGGAUGCCAUUGAAGACAAACUUGACCCAAAACAGUAUCCUUACAUCUCCACACGCACAGCAUCCUCAAAAACAGCAUCCACAGCUUCUAGUGCCCGUUAUGGGAACUGGCAUAAGAACAAGAGCCCAGGAGAGAUACGCAACGGCCCACGCAUCAUCGUCUUCAUCGUUGGGGGUCUGACCUACAGCGAAAUGCGCUGCGUCUAUGAGGUCACACAGGCCAACGGCAAAUGGGAAGCUCUUAUCGGCUCCACCCACAUCAUCACUCCCAUUAAAUACCUAAAGCAUCUGCAGCACCCAGACUUCCUGGACCCCAACGUGGCCCCUGAGGACCAGAUUCCCGCAGAAGAUUAGUGAUGAAGACAAGAAACAAGAAUGUGAUGACAUCAUCACCCUCCCUCACUAUUCUGACAUCCUCAGUGACAUGAUCCGACAAAAAACGGAAUCUUCCUUGACUCACACACAUAUACAUUGUUUCUACACUUCGGCUAAUUUCAGGCAGUCUGUCUUGUCAGCAAUAGGCUACAGUGAAGUAUAUUAUUACAUACUGUAAGUAGCCUCUGUACCAUUCAUAAUCACCUAAAUAUGAGCCAAAGUAUCAAAGUUUGUUAAAUUACUGAAAUAUACUGUAUAAAGGGAACAUGCACAGUCAGUCUGUCAUUAUCAACAAACAAUUUAGGUGUUAUUAUGCAUUGUUGGUAACAUGGGACCAGUCGACUAAAACAAAAAUGAUAGAUUAUUUAAAUACUCUCAAUGUUCAGCAACACAAAUUGAGUUUGAGAAGUAGUUUGGCCUGCUAUGCAGUGGUCUGGUGUGUCUGCCAAGCAUGAUUGUGUCUGUUGUGUAAUGAUCAUGUUAAUAUUGGAUGUCCCAUUGUAAUUAUAUCAAACGCUUUGUGUUGUUUUAAUCUUGUGGUUAGGAAAUUAUAGUUACUAGUUUUAUAUAUCGAGUUUGUUCAUAUAGUAAAGCCUCCCUCUCUGAUAUUUUGUUCUUUUAUAUAUAUCGAGUUUGUUCAUAUAGUAAAGCCUCCCUCUCUUAUAUUCUGUUGUUUUAGACAUUGUUUUACAUCUUCAGUAAGCACAAAAUGACUGUUCCUUGUGUAGUAAUGUAGUAUGAUUGCUUUUUAUGUUGUAAUCCGUUAUUUAUUUACACUAAGAUUACAAAUUUAUGCAGUGUAAAUAAUACAAUGUGUAUCCCAUAUUUAAAUAUAUUUAAAAUGUUUAACACAUCAGAGGUUAUGAAGUGCAAAACACUGUCUUGUGCAUAUAAUAAAAUAAACUGGCUUCUAUUAAACAUUU